AUGAGUAAUAACGAAGACUCACAAUAUUUAAAUUCCAAUGAGUUGGAUACUCCAAUCCUGGAGAACAAUGGUAUUGAUGUCUCUAAUGAAAAUGAGGCUGAUGAAUUUGACCAAGCACAACUUGAAAAACUUUCUGAAAAGGAAAUCGAUGAUGACGAUGAAGAUGACGAUAACGAUAAUAACAGUACUGUAAAGAAUAACAAUGUUAACUCAAUGAAUGAAAACGAUAGACUAAAUGAUGAUAUAAUCCCCAAUGCUAUUGUAAUUAAAAACAUUCCAUUUGCAAUCAAAAAGGAACAAUUACUAGAUAUUAUCGAUGAAAUGAACUUGCCUCUACCAUACGCUUUUAAUUAUCAUUUUGAUAAUGGAAUCUUUAGAGGUUUAGCAUUUGCAAAUUUCACUACUGCUGAAGAAACCUUGGAUGUUAUCAGUAAUUUAAAUGGUAAAGAGAUUAAUGGCAGAAAAUUGAAAGUUGAAUAUAAGAAAAUGUUACCACAAGCUGAAAGAGAAAGAAUUGAACGUGAAAAACGUGAAAAGAGAGGUCAACUUGAAGAACAACAUAGAACAAUCUCCAAUUUAUCAUUACAUUCGUUAGGAAAAAUGUCAUCUGUUAGUUUGAAUCAAAACAACAAUAACAUGUCCAACGGAAAUUUAGCUAAUGGAAAUAAUAAUGCAGCUACAGUUAGUCAUCAAAUAUUUUCAAGUUUAAUGAAUGGUAACAAGACUGGUAAUACUACUAAUAACAACAACAAUAACAUGAAUAAUAAUCAUGGCAGUGCAAAUGCUCUAGCUCAACAAAGUACCUCUAAUUCAUUCUACUCUCAGAAAUCACAAUAUCAGUACCAAUCCCAAUCACAACAACCACAAAAAUCAUCAUCUCAUCAACAACAAAUUCCACCUUUUGGAUAUGUUCAAAACAAUGGAAGUUCUCAAAAUGUCGCUACCAAUAAUAAUAGCAACAAUAAUGGUCAAUCUAACUCAAAUUCUAGUGGCGAACGUUACUACGCCCCCUUACCAUCUUCAUCAACAGUGCCAAUCCCACCACAACAAUUGGAUUUCAAUGAUCCAGACACUUUGGAAAUUUAUUCUCAAUUAUUGUUGUUUAGAGAUAGAGAAAAGUAUUACAAUGAAUUAGCCUACCCAAUUGGACUUAGUGCAAAUUACAAACGUGUAAUUAAUGUUCUUUGUUCUUACUUGAACUUGAUUGAAGUGUACGAUCCAAGAUUUGUCGUUAUCAAGAGGAAAUUCUUAGACCAAGCUAGUUUGCAAUCCCAUUUGCAACAACAAGGUCAAAUGCCUAUCAUGCAUCCAUUACAACCAAAUUCUACUGGUGGUUCAUUAAAUAGAUCUCACUCGUACACUAGUUUAUUACAAGCUCAUGCAUCCGCAGCAGCUGCAGCUGCAUCUAAUGCCAAUGAUAAUAACAGUAUUAUAUCUCACAAUUCUUCAAUUUUGAACACCAACGGUACUGCAUCUUUGUUAGCACAGACUGUUGCAGCUCAACAAGCUCAAACUUUAUCAAGAGGCGUUUUGAAUCAAGCUCAAGGUAUUGCUUCACCAACUCCUGCAUACCCAAGUAGUUUCUAUAGUAAUGAUCAAGCUCAAGGCUCAAACCCUUCUUUACAAUCUCCUCUACUUUCUGGGUCUAAUAGCCAAUCACAACAACCACUACCAUCAUCUACCACUUCUUCGCAAUCUGCUCAACAGCAGGCAUUUUUAAGACAACCCAACCCGUUAACUCCAUCAGCCAGAAUCCCAUCAGGUUAUUCAUCCAACACGCAAUUAUUGAACUCAUCUAACCCACUAUUGAGAAAUUCUAAUAUGGCAACUAACAACCCAUCAUCUCAAACUGCUACAACUCAAAGAAUCCUAUCAUCAUUACAUAACAAUUCCUCCUCACCUUCCCAACUUCAUGAUCAAAUCAUCCCAACUUCUUCAGACCAUCCUUUAUUACAACAAAAUACUAGCGGAUCUAUACAGUCUAAUUUUUCAGCUCAAUCCUUCCAUGAUGAUUCAGCUAAUAUGCUUCUAAAUGCAAAUAAUAACAGUAAUGCCGAUAUUAUUUAUGGCACCACAUCUGGAAUUGGCCUUGAUAGUGGAUUAGAACACCAUUUGAGUAGAUCUUUGAGUGGAUUAGAUGUUUCUGGUACGAUAAAUAAUAAUAAUAGCAAUAACAGUACAUCCAAUGUAAAGAGAAGUAUGUGGUAG
This is a messenger RNA of Maudiozyma barnettii, 2208 nucleotides long. RefSeq names its product Pin4p (gene PIN4). Gene Ontology annotation, cellular component: nucleus; cytoplasm. Bases 1 to 2208 code for a protein of 735 amino acids. NCBI's taxonomy places the organism in Eukaryota, Fungi, Ascomycota, Saccharomycetes, Saccharomycetales, Saccharomycetaceae. Gene Ontology annotation, molecular function: mRNA binding. The record is from RefSeq and is a predicted model, not a curated record. The transcript has a single exon.